AUGGCGCUUCGCAUGCUUUCCAUGGAUUUUGACACACUCGGCACAUCCAACAGCCACUUUCGUAUCUUGGCAAACACACUCGUCAAAUAUGUCGUCAUUACCCCCGGAGCCAUGGAUGCCUCGUCCCUAGACGACAUGCCCCUGAACUUUGUGAAUAUCCUCUCGCCCCUGCCAUACGACGAUGAUGGUUGGACAACGGCGUAUAUAUCUCGCGACUCCUCCAGCGGCGAGCUGGUCACAUCGUUGUCGGCCUCGCAGCUCAACGGCGUCACGGACCUUUGGCACCCCAACACCAUUGACUUUCGCCAACUACAGCUUCUGAAACCUCUCACAGCCCUGGUCGACGAGUGCGAAUGGGCCACUCUGGAACCGAAUCCUCACGGGCAAAAUACGACCAUGAUUGCCAAGAUGGCCCGGUUUAGCUGGGAAGUCGCCUACAUUGAGCGCGAAACAAGAAUAUACGCCCUGCUCGAGGGUACCGGGAUCGCGCCUCGCUUCCUCGGACACAUCCACGAGCAGGGGCGCACCAUGGGCCUUUUGCUGGAGAAAGUGGCCGGACGACAUGCCGGCAUCGACGACUUGUCGAUUUGUGCCGCGGCUCUUGGGCGCCUGCAUGCGCUGGGUAUAUCCCACGGAGACUGUAGCCGGUACAACUUUAUAAUUGGCGUCGACGACAAGGUCACGCUGAUUGACUUUGAGCAUUGCAUAGUCGGCGCGAGCAAGGAGGCCAUGCAGGCUGACAUGGAUUCGCUCCCCGAUCAUCUCACGGAAGAAAGUGGCCGGGGCGGUGGCUUCAGGACAGUGUAG
Metarhizium brunneum ARSEF 3297 is the source of this 807-nucleotide messenger RNA. RefSeq lists its product as uncharacterized. Lineage: Eukaryota; Fungi; Ascomycota; Sordariomycetes; Hypocreales; Clavicipitaceae. The record is from RefSeq and is a predicted model, not a curated record.